Molecule: messenger RNA, 825 nt
Organism: Brenthis ino (lesser marbled fritillary)
Lineage: Eukaryota; Metazoa; Arthropoda; Insecta; Lepidoptera; Nymphalidae
Source: the annotation of a GenBank genome assembly
AUGCCAUUUUUUUAUGAUAAAAUUGAUUUCUUAGGGUUUGAAGUUAGUGCGAACGGUAUAAGACCGGGCUAUCAAAAAACAUUAGCUAUUUCAGAGUUUCCAAAACCAAAAAAUAUACAUGAUAUUAGAAGAUUUAUCGGUUUGACAAGUUUUUUUAGAAGAUUUAUAAAAAAUUUCGCGAUUUUUGCUAGGCCGUUAACUGAUUUACUAAAGAAAAAUUUUUCAUGGAAUUGGACAGAUCAACAAGAAAAUUCAUUUAUUACAUUAAAAAGUAAAUUAGUGGAAAGACCUAUAUUGGCACUCUAUGAUCAAAAGCUUGAAACUGAAUUGCAUACAGAUGCGUCUAAAAUAGGUAUAGCUGGAAUCUUAUUGCAAAAAGGGGCUGAUAAUUUGUUACGACCCGUUGCUUAUUAUAGUCGAAAAAAUACUAGUGAAGAGCAAAGGAUGCAUUCAUUCGAACAAGAGACACUUGCGGUAAUAUCUUCAUUAAACAGAUUUAGAGUAUAUUUAUUAGGCAUAAAAUUUAAAAUUGUAACAGACUGCAGUGCGCUGCGUACAACUUUUACAAAACGUGAUCUUAUUCCGCGUAUAGCGAGGUGGUGGAUUCAAUUUCAAGAGUUUGAUUGUGAAAUUGAAUAUCGACCAGGGAAUAAAAUGGGCCAUGUCGAUGCGCUUAGUAGGGGUCCUGUUAAUGAUUCUAAUCCGGAUACUGACUUACAAAUAUUAGACGUAUUAAAUUUCACCACUGAAGAUUGGAUAGCUACUAUACAGAAUAAUGAUGAGGAAAUUAAGAGAAUAAAGGAAAUACUGGAAUCAAAAAAAUAC